Messenger RNA from Pantherophis guttatus, 1787 nucleotides. It is a transcript of the gene C1H13orf42, whose product is annotated as chromosome 1 C13orf42 homolog. Lineage: Eukaryota; Metazoa; Chordata; Lepidosauria; Squamata; Colubridae. The record is from RefSeq and is a predicted model, not a curated record.
AUUUCAGCACCAUGGUCAGCACAAAGAAACAAAUAAGAGCUGCUGCAACCUUUCGGUGAACCGAAGUUGCAGGCUGCAUAAAGAUAAGACUGAUGACAUUGCAUUCCUUCAUCUUUGGCAAAGUUUGGAAAAGAAAUGAAGAGAUGGGCCAAAAGAAGUCUGAAGCAGAAGAAACCCUGAUCCAAUUCAUAAUCAACACACACAACCUUUUUCUGUGUUGGCAAGAAAUGUCCAUUAGAAGACACACUGGAGUGAGACUGAAUGUUAGAUGGAAUAGUUGAAGAAGGAACUACGCUAUGUUCAGGAAAAUACACUCCAUAUUUCAUCCCAACUCCAGUAGGAGUAGUUUAUCUGAUGGGAUCCCAGCUUAUGAUGGCUCUGCGGUUCGUUUGAUCCGUAGCACCUCUAUGUAUGCUCUCAGAGAUGAGGAUCAUACACUCAUCGAACCUCUGAAAAAAAGCAAAAGUACCACCAGCCUUAAUUCAGUUGCCUGCCUUCAGCUGAAAGAAGAAAAGGCAUGGAUGUACUCAAAGACACAAGACUGUUUGCAAUAUUUACAAGAUUUGUUAGCUCUGAGGAAAAAAUACCUUGCGGGGGUCAAGGAUUUGAAAGCCUUGGGCAGAGUGCCUGAAAUUUCCCCUUUGCCUGCAAAAUCUUCAGCAACAACCACAAAAACCCAAGCUCCUCCUCCACCCAAACUGACUUCUAAGAUCCCAGCGGACAGAAAUGGCUCACAACUCAGUUCAGAUGUGACUGAAGCAAUCGCUUAUUUUGACUCAAUUAUUGCAAAACUGGAGGCAGAAAGAUUUCACAAAGUUGUGAGGGAUCAUCCACAUGUUGAUGUAGAUUUUGAUAUUGUUUCUAGUUCAAGAGAACACAGCUUACAUUCCAACUGGAUCCUUCGUGCCCCUCGGAGAUAUUCCCAAGAUACCAGCCAAGUAGAAGCGAUUACAAGCCAAUCCAAAGGAAAAGGCCAAGGAGGAACAUUCAGCUCCAGAAAGAAACUGCAGAGAUAUCCAAUGUAUCUACCUAAAGCUGUAGAGGGAGCAUUUAAUACAAUGAAAUUUAAACCCAAAAUGUGCCUCAAAGAACAGCACUGAUCUGAAAAUCCUUACUGUGCAUACGCAGACCCGGGAGUCUUGCUUCAGAAGCAGGUGGUUAGGAUAUUUUUAUGCAAUAAAUUAGCAGUAGCAAUUAUUUGAUGUGUACAGCUGACAAGACUUGACUUUACAUUCUGCCUACUCUGAGGCCCCUUUGUAGUUGUGUGGACGGAACACACUUAUGUAAAGUCCUUACAAAUGUAUUCAAACAAGUUAGUAAACUUAGCUAGGUUAAACCUGAUGGAAUAGCAGGUUAUUCAGUCUGUUUGAUUAAUUUAUAAUUCAGUGUAUUGUGUGAACAGGCAGAAAAUAUGUUCAUUCGGUAACUAGGUAAGCUGCAACGUUAUGCACACUGAAAAUUAUCUCAUCCAAUUCUUCUUCCCUCUCCAUAGUAUAUCUAAUGUUGAUUAUCCAUACCAUAUAGAAAAUGUUAGCAUGAAUGCCAUGAUCACCCAGGGACAUUUUGUGUUACUCUGUGACAGGUUAGAUUAUAAAACAAAUCCAUGUCAUGCAACUUUGGUGAAUAUUGUUUCUACAUUAAUUUUUAAAAUUGUUCUUUGUUUGCUAUGCUGGACUCAGGUUAACACUGCAAUCUAGGAAUGUGCAUCCAGAAUUUAUGUUUCUAAUGAAAAAGAAACAAUUGUGGUUCUUCUAAAUAAUAUAAAGCCUGAAUAUUUUAAUUUUCAA